UUCGUUAACCACUGAGCCAUGAUGGGAACUCCCCCUAAUGAUUUCUUAAUAUACUUUUUUUUUUGCUUUGUCUUUUGAAAGAUCCAAGCAUUUUGAUAGCAUCACUAUGCUCCACAACUGGGCGGGAUUCCAAAAUGAAACACAAGCCUUCUUGAAGGCGAAAUUUGCAAAACGGUGAGUACUAAAAAGAAAAUUACCAUAAAAACAAAGGAUCGUGAUAUUUUUAAAAAGAUUUCCUAGUGACAAAAAAUAUAAGUACAGAUACUGGUAUGGAUAGUGACGUGAAUAUGGAUGUAUACUGAAAAAGAGAAACAACAGAAGCAUUCUAAUGCCAAAUUAUUCAUACAGAGGGAAUGGAAAAUUUUUGAAAUCACCAUUUCAAAACCUCAUGACACAUGAAACCCUUUCCACUUGAUUUCCCCCAUCCCAUGCUCACCUGGGCUGUGUGCCUCCCACCUCACUGUGUGAGCUUUCUACACAGUAUUUUCUGUGGAAACCUCCUUAUCUGGUUGACUGGUGCAUGUUGGAUGCAGAGUUAACGCAAAUAACAUAAAAUAAUAAAAUAAUUGGAAUAAAAUAGAAGUAUAUGACAAGAUUAGGAUCAGUAAAGCUUCUCACAUAAUGGCAACAGAUUCAGAAAGAAUAAAACAAAGGUGAGUAUAUUUUACUACAAUGUAACCAAAUUUCCAAUUUAUCACCACCAACCAUAAAUUGUAUUAGAUGUUAAAUAACAAAUCAUAAAAUCGGAUUUGCAAACUCUAAGACGUGCAAAGACUUAAUAUCCUGAAUAUGUGCAAAGAUCUUGGAAAAGACUAAAAAAUAACUUUAAUGCAAAAUCAGUGAAAGGUAGUCAUGUUCUUUUCAUUGAUAAAGCACCAAUUACCAAUAAAUAUUUGAAAUUAUGCUAUAAUAUUAGCAAUUACAAACUGUGAGUUAACAUGAAUAAAAUAUUAUUUGGAUCAUUAUUUUGGCAAAGAUUUAGUAGACUGAUGAUGCAUCCUGACCUUGUGUGUUAGGAAUGCAUCUUCCAGUCUCCAAGGACACAGUCCCAAUUCCUAGGUGCAUUAGUUAGCUUUUUGUUUUGUUUUUCUAUAUUAUUAUAUUUUACAUUCAUUAGUGACUUCGAUGCAGGGUCCUCAAGGACCCUUUUUUUAACCUUAGUUGCUCUUACCUGCUCCAGGUUGAUCAUAUAAAGAAAGCAUCCUCAGCCACAUCCGUGGCGAAACUUUUCAGAUAAUCAUUUUGUGUUCGAAUUGCUGGAUCAGACCAUCAACGUUUCGAGAAUCAGAGAGAAUUUCUGGUUUUCUUGUGUUUGUUUACUAGUCUUUCCUUCCAUCUAGCAGUUCAGAUGAUGCAGAAAUGUCCAUUUUCAAAUUUAGACUGAUGCAGUCAUUCAUGGUAAAUGUUAGACACAGGAACAUAGAAAUUCAUAUAGAUUAUUGAUGCAUUUCCAAUGUUAUCUUUGAGUGAAAGUUAAGAGAGAAAGAAUCACUAGGCUAAAUCUAUGUCACCACUAAUAAUUCUUAUUUAAUUAAGAGAAUCUGUUGGGAGAAAACAAAACUGAAGCCUGAAUGACAGAUUAAUGUGUAAGUAUGUGCAUAUUUCUCAAAUUAAUUCUUUUUCUAUUCUGUAAUUUAGAAAAAUCAUCAAAAUCACUCUCUUUCCUAAGUGUAUAUCUAUAUUAGACAAACAUUCAUAUACAAAUGUACAUUUAUAUGAACUAUGUGCAUGUGUAUUUUUUAAUUUGAAAAGUUCACAAGGAUAUGGGGAGUUAAUUUCACUUCUUGAAUGUCAUUUUCAAGAAUAUUCAUCAUGGCAGCAAUUAAGAAAUUUCUAAGCUUGUUUUAUAAAUUUGCUAAGUGGGUGGGCAAUAAUACAGUCAAUAUUGACGGCAUAUAAUGUAACAUCUAUUGCUCCCACAGUGACACAUGUGCAUGUGCACAGAUACACAUAUUCUCAAAUACUUAAAUAUAUCUCUCCAACUCAAUAAAACUUGGCUUGAUAUUUCAUCUAGAAAAUCUUGACUUUUUAAAAACAGAUAUUUUUGACAUCUAGGCAUAUUAAAAAAAUUGCUGAUACAAAUUAGUAAGAUACACCUGCAAUAUAACUUGUAAGAAUGUUUCUGAGACAUGUUUCUGAAGUAUGUGACUAAAAGGACAAGAAGGUGGUUUUUCAUCUUGGGUUAAGGCAGUAGAGACUUUUGCUACAGGUUACAAUGGGAAAUGAAGAACAGAUGAUCACAAGAAGGAAGGAAGGUGGGCUCUAGGGGAAACCGAUCCUGUGUUUCUCAAUUUGAGCUACUGUAAUUUCAACGGUGGAUCUACAAAGCAGGAGAGGGAACAGCAUUUAGACCAAAUUAUUCACCCAUGAACCUACAUCAGUGUUUGUCCUCACUGAUAAUGUCCAGAGAAUCUGAAUCUGCCUUUCAUUACAUAGGUUCCAUCGGAGACAAUUUGGUCAAAGAAGGUAUUCAGGAGCCAGCUGUGGUUGAAACUAACCAUCCAAUAACACAACAUCCAGACAAAAGGCUAAUCCUAGUCUAUCUAGACAACAUCUAAGUAGUUUGCCCUCUGUACUAUCAGUAAAAUAAAAAACAGUAUCCCCCACACACAAUCAAGGGACUUUACAGCAAAAAGUUCAAGUAAAUACAACACAAUAGAAAAUUAUCCUUAGCUCAUAUCCAGAACUUUUUAAAAGCCUCAUUACCUUAGAGUUACUUGUCUAUAAUUCCCAUUUUGUAAGUGAUCUAUAUUAGCAAAAAUUUGAAUGAACAGUCAUGGAGCUGUGACCAGGUGAGCUGAUGAAACGCCCAGCCUGAGCAACUGCAUUCUACUGCUCAAAAAUUGGUGCACUGAAGGGUCAGGGAGGCAUGAUACAAACUCCUGUGGAGGAAAGUACCUUCAACAUCAUCAUAGUAUCUUCUAUGAGGAUCGGGAGUAAAUAACUUCUGUCAAGUAGAACCUUGAAAUAUAAGUAAAGAAUGUAUCCUGAUAUUUAUUUGUAAAUAUAUGUAUAGCCUUUACUCUUCCCUUUUUUAUUAGGGUUAUCAUUUAUAUCUUAUCUAUGCACAUUGGAAAUUCCAUCAGAUAAUGUUAAAUAUUGCUUCCAAAAACUGUAUGAGAGGAUUGGUAAAAUGCUGGUAUUUUUCUAUGUGAUUUUAAAUGUUUGGUAGAAAUCUACGAUUCAGCCAUCUGAGGCUGCAGUUCUCCUUGUGGGAUGAUUUAAGUAUGCAUUUUUGACUUUAAUACUGGAGAUAGGGCUACACUGGUUAGAUGUUUCAUCUUGAAUUAGCUUAAGUAGAUAAUAUUUUUCAUGGACUUAGUUCAUUCACUUAAAUGGCCAAAUCUACUUUGCAGAGCUUUCCAAAAUAUUCCAUUUUAAUCUUUUUAGUAUCUGUAUUGAUGUAUUUAAUCUUUUUAAUAAUCUGUAAUGAUGUAUGUAUAAUAUUAUAAUAUAAUAUAUAUUAUAAUAUGUAAUGUAUUAUCUGUAAUGAUGUCACCUCUCACAUUCCUGAUAAAUUUCAUCUUUUCUCUUUUUUCCAGAUCAGUCUCCAUCACAGUUUAUCCAUGUUAGUCAUCCUCUCCAAGAAUCAGCUUUGGAUUCUAGUAAUCAUCUCUCUUGUUUUUUCCGUUUUCUAUUUCACCGAUUUCUGACUCAUUAUUUCCUUUCUUCUGUGUAGUUUGACUUUUACACACAGAUCGCCUAGAACACCGAAGGUAAUAAUGAGAAAUCACACGGUCAUAACAACAUUCAUCUUGGUGGGACUUACAGAGGACCCAGAGCUACAAGUUCUGAUUUUUAUCUUAUUUCUUACCUACGUGCUGAGCGUUACUGGGAACCUGACCAUUAUCAUUCUUACACUCACAGAUUCUCAUCUUAAAACGCCUAUGUAUUUUUUUCUUCGAAACUUCUCCUUCUUAGAAAUCUCAUUCACAACAGUCUGUAUCCCCAGAUUCCUGUACAGUAUAUCAAGUGGGGACAAUACCAUUACUUAUAAUGCCUGUGCCAGUCAAAUAUUUUUUAUUGGACUCUUUGGAGCCACCGAGUUUUUUCUCCUGGCUGCCAUGUCCUAUGACCGCUAUGUGGCCAUCUGCAAACCCCUGCAUUACAUGAGCAUCAUGAACGGCAGAGUCUGCACCAUCCUUAUCCUCUGCUGCUGGACCUCUGGGUUGAUGAUCAUCAUCACACCACUCAGUGUGGGCCUCCAGCUGGAAUUCUGUGACUCCAACGCCAUUGAUCAUUUUGGCUGUGAUGCAUCUCCUCUCUUUAAGAUCUCAUGCUCAGAUACAUGGUUCAUAGAACAGAUGGUUAUAAUCUGUGCAGUCGUGACAUUCAUCAUUACACUGAUAGGUGUUGUUCUUUCAUACAUAUAUAUCAUCAGGACAAUUCUCAGAUUUCCUUCUGCUUCACAAAGAAAGAAGGCUUUCUCCACGUGUUCUUCUCACAUGAUUGUUGUUUCCAUUACCUAUGGCAGCUGUAUUUUUAUCUAUAUCAAGCCUUCAGCCAAAGAAGAGGUGGACAUUAACAAAGGAGUAUCUGUGCUCACUACAUCUAUUGCUCCAUUGUUGAACCCCUUUAUUUAUACUUUGAGGAACAAGCAAGUGAAACAAGCUUUCAAUGAUACGAUCAAAAAAAUUGCAUUUACAUUACACAAGUAAGAGCAAGCUGAAUUUAAGUAAUCAAAUGAAAAUGAUAGAUUUAUUACUUAACAUUUUUUUUUCUGAAAAUCCUGACUAGCUCAGUAAGAGGACACUUCUUAUGAAUCCUUCAAAUCUUGAUUUGUGAACCUACAUGGAACAAAUCCACUCCCUCUCAACCAAAAUUAUUUAUAUUAGGAGAAGAGAAUUUAUUUCCAUGAAACAAAAUCUUCCUUCAUCUCACACUAAACCUUCCCAAUAUUAGCUAAAAGAAACUGCAUACCAUGUUAAAUAUCAUACCUAUGAUUCCUGGGAAAUUUUUGGAACAAAGAAUUUUGCUGAACUCCUUCAAUUUGCAUAUGUAAAUAUUUUUUCUUCAAUAUAGAAUGAAAUAUUUCAUCUUUGUUUUAAGGUACUAACAUGACAACAUUUAAAAUGAAAGAACUCUAAGCAUGUCAAGUAAAGUUAAAAGAUAUUGAUGGAAGAUAGUAUGAGAAAAAGAAUAAAUAAAUACAUAUAUGUGUGUGCGUGUGUGUCUUGGUCACCACGCUGUACAGCAGUAACUGACACGACACUAAAUCAACUAUACUUUAAUACAAAUAAUAAAAUAAAUUUUAAAAAGAUAUUGUAAACCAAAUAAGAAAAUAAGUAUCUGGCAUCUGGAAACAAAUAUGAUAUAGAAUAUUUAGUAGAUUAAUAUCAAGAAACAGGAGAGAAUUUUAAACCACACUUGAAGGACAAUAGCAUGCAAGCACUCAUAAAAACAAAACAAAAAAUAAACAACAUUUGAAAGAAAAGUGCUUUUGCUUCCAGCUCUGUCAGAGUAACCAGUGUGAGACCAUGUUUUCUCCCGUAAAUCAUGAAAUUAAAUCAACUAUAAGAGGAAACUUUUGACAAGCAGCUUAAAUUUCCCUCUAGAGAAGGGAAUUUCAUUGCAGUAAUUAUAAGUCUACAAUUAGCAGUGGCUCAGUCCACACUAUGAGCUAGAGAUGAAGCUCAACAUGACUGUCUCUGAGCUUGGCUGGAAAACAUCAGGUCAGCUGAAAUAGUUAGUAUCCACCAGUCACAGCUACACUGCACCAGAAUCUGGGCAGAAGUUUGCCAUAUACCCUUGGCUGAGUGAUUGGCUGAAGACAUGUAGGGCAAGUGUAGUCUAUGUUCACCAGAGAUACUGGAGGUUAAGCAUUCUGAGGGGCAGGGGUCUUGGCCCAGCCAAUAUAAAGAGACAUUGUAAACAUCUCUUCCACCACAGGCCCCCUGCUAAACACCUGGGAAAAUGACUUAGAAGUACCUUAGCAGUUAGGACCACAUUGUACGUCAAGAGUCAGACAAUUAAGGCCUGAGGGUAAGAUCUAUCCACCACCAGUCCUCUUUUUUUUCUUUUUUAACAUUUUAUUUAACUGUACUUGAUAUACAAUGUUGUGAUAUUUCCUGCCAUACAACAAAGUGAUUCAGUUAUAUAUACACACAUCAGUGGUUCUUAUGAAGUUUUAUUGGAACAUGUCCACUCCCACACAUUUGCAUAGUAUCACUGACUGCUUUUAAUGGAGGAUUGAAGUAGUUUAAUAGAGACCUCAUGGUCCCCAAAGCCUUAAAUGAUUACUACCUGGCCUUUGACUGAAAAAGUUUGCCCACCCCUGGUGUAGAAUUUACUUCUACAUUUUUAUAAUCUUGUGUCAUUUGGGAAAAAAUAAUGAGAGGUAGGUUGCUAAGCAACUAACAAUCUUUUCAUCUCCCCAGCUGUUUCCAGGCAUAACUCUUACACUUGGCCUGGUGAAAGAAUGCAAUUUGUCCAUCCUUCUGCAAUCUUCCCUUUCGUCCCUGAAUGUACUUCAAAACAGAAUUUCAGAGGAUGAGAUCUUGGAAAACUCGGCCUGUUCUAUCCACCUUAAGCUCAUACUAACAACUAAAGUUAGAAGCAUAACACUGUUUUAUCGCAAAUGGAGAAUUCAAUUGCAUGGCCAUUUCACAGGAAAUUUUAUUCAGCCUACCAAUUUUUAUAAAUCUAGAAUCUCACCUCCACCUUCCCUGAAAAAAAACAGAC
This is a messenger RNA of Sus scrofa (pig), 6681 nucleotides long. Its product is annotated as olfactory receptor 6C2-like. Gene Ontology annotation, cellular component: membrane. Gene Ontology annotation, biological process: G protein-coupled receptor signaling pathway. Lineage: Eukaryota; Metazoa; Chordata; Mammalia; Artiodactyla; Suidae. The record is from RefSeq and is a predicted model, not a curated record. Gene Ontology annotation, molecular function: G protein-coupled receptor activity; olfactory receptor activity.